UUUCCUCUUCAUUAAUUAGUCCAAGCUACAAAUCCCUUUCCCCACCUACAUUCCUCAUUCCUUCACUUUCUCUCUCUAUCUAUAUAUUGUUAUAGUUCCUUCUUCCCUAUGCAAAAGUAGAAAAAGAGAUCAUGGAGCUUGGUUUAACCUUAGGAGACUCUUCAAAGCCUCUGAUUGGCUUGAUGGAAAAACAUCCUCAUCAAACUUCUAAAGAACUUGGAUUAGGCUUCACCACCACUUUAUCAAUUGGUCCAAACAUCACUACUCAAAUAGAUCAACUUCAACAUGAAGAACAAAACACAAGAACUGAAAAUUUGCAUCAACUUGAUCUUCUUCCUCAACUCUCCUUCCCAUGGAAUCCUCCUCAAAACGAGUUUGGAGUUUCAUCAAGGAGCUUGGAGGUGAACGUAGUUCCUCCGGUGACCGCCGUGGCUGUGGCAGAAGACGAGGCUGUUCUUUCAUCAUCACCUAACAGUGCAGCAUCUUCUUUUCAGAUGGAUCUCUGUAUAUACAGUCGAGGAGGAAGCGGCGGCGGUGGUGGGAGUUUGAGUGGCUCCGGAGGUAACAAAAGAGAUUUUUCAGACGGUGAAGGUUAUGAUCAAAGAAAUUCUUCAAGAGUUAGCGAUGAAGAUGAUAACAGUGUCCUUGGAAACACAAGAAAGAAACUUAGGCUCUCAAAGGAUCAAUCUGCUUUUCUUGAAGAAAGCUUCAAAGAACACCACACUCUUAAUCCUAAACAAAAACUGGCUCUUGCAAAACAACUCAACCUUCGACCUCGUCAAGUAGAAGUCUGGUUCCAAAACAGAAGAGCAAGGACAAAGUUGAAGCAAACAGAAGUAGAUUGUGAAUAUUUAAAGAGAUGUUGCGAGACACUAACAGAAGAGAAUAGAAGAUUACACAAGGAGCUUCAAGAAUUAAGAGCUUUGAAAACUUCAAAUCCAUUCAACAUGCAAUUACCAGCAACUACUUUAACUAUGUGUCCUUCUUGUGAACGUGUUGCGACGAAUUCUACAGCGACUUCUUCCGUCACUAAUAAUACAAGUGCUGCCACUAUCAAUGCUAGCAACAAAACUAGUGAUGAUUCAACUUCGAAGGUUGAUAUUGGAUUCCCUUUUGGAAAAUCAAAGUUUCAGCCACAGCAACAUCUUGAAUUGAAUUGAUUAUAUAUUUUGAAGCUAUUGGAAAUUGAUUUGGUUUUGUAUAUAGGGAAUUUUGUUUGUUUGGGAGUUGAUAUAGAAUUUCUGAUAAUUGGAUUUUUUGUUUUGUUUUGGAUUGAUUGUGAAAUCAGAAUGGAAUUUUAGACAUGUGAAGAUAGAUAUUCAAAAUGACAAAGGAAAUUAAUGAUAUUGGAGUACUGAUUUUUGUGAA
Messenger RNA from Lathyrus oleraceus (garden pea), 1368 nucleotides. Its product is annotated as homeobox-leucine zipper protein HOX11. The coding region runs from base 132 to 1160 and encodes 342 amino acids. The record is from RefSeq and is a predicted model, not a curated record. The transcript has 4 exons. Gene Ontology annotation, molecular function: DNA-binding transcription factor activity, RNA polymerase II-specific; sequence-specific DNA binding. NCBI's taxonomy places the organism in Eukaryota, Viridiplantae, Streptophyta, Magnoliopsida, Fabales, Fabaceae. Gene Ontology annotation, biological process: regulation of DNA-templated transcription.